CGCGGGCAGGGGCGGCCGCAUCCCGAUGACUGGGCGCAGCGACAUGGAGCCGCCGGCCGCGUUCUCGGGCUUCCCGGCCCUGCCCGCGGUCGCGCCGUCGGGGCCGCCGCCGUCGCCGCUCGCCGCGGCCGAGCCGGGGCCGGAGCCUGAGGAGGCGGCCGCGGGCCGCGGGGAGCCGGAGCCCGCCCCCGCGCCCGGCCCGGGGCGGCGGCGGCGGCGGCCCCUGCAGCGCGGGAAGCCGCCUUACUCUUACAUCGCGCUCAUCGCCAUGGCGCUGGCGCACGCCCCGGGCCGCCGCCUCACGCUGGCCGCCAUCUACCGCUUCAUCACCGAGCGCUUCGCCUUCUACCGCGACAGCCCGCGCAAGUGGCAGAACAGCAUCCGCCACAACCUGACGCUCAACGACUGCUUCGUCAAGGUCCCGCGCGAGCCGGGCAACCCGGGCAAGGGCAACUACUGGACGCUGGACCCCGCGGCCGCCGACAUGUUCGACAACGGCAGCUUCCUGCGGCGCCGCAAGCGCUUCAAGCGCGCCGAGCUGCCCGCGCUGCCGGCCGCCGGCCCGCCGCCCUUCCCCUACGCGCCCUACGCGCCCGCGCCCGGGCCCGCGCUGCUCGCGCCGCCGCCCCCCGCCGCGCCCGGGCCCGCGCCGCCCGCGCGCCUCUUCAGCGUCGACAGCCUGGUGAACCUGCAGCCCGAGCUGGCGGGGCUGGGCGCCCCCGAGCCGCCCUGCUGCGCCGCGCCCGACGCCGGCGCCGCCUUCCCGCCCUGCCCGGCCGCCGCCUCCCCGCCGCUCUACACGCCCGCCCCCGAGCGCCUGGGGCUGCCCGCGCCGCGCCCCGGCCCCGGCCCCGGCCCCGGCCCGCUCCCCGCCGAGCCCCUGCUGGCCCUGGCCGGGCCCGCCGCCGCGCUAGGCCCGCUCGGCCCCGGGGAGGCCUACCUGAGGCAGCCGGGCUACGCGCCCGGGCUCGAGCGCUACCUGUGAGCCUCCGCGGCGGCCAGCCCCGCCCUGCGCGCCCCGUCCUGCCCGGCUCGGCUCGGCGCGCGCCUCGGGGACGGAGCGCGCCUGUGACACCUGGCCGCCCCCACCCCAUUCCCACCUGUGAGCCCCCUCGGGGCGCUUCCCCGGCGCUGGAUCGGGUCCCAAGUCCCAGAGCUGGAGCGCCACCAGCGAGGGAGCCCCGAGCCUUCGGAAGCCGGACUUUCGCUGUGAAGCCGCCUCCUCGACUGGCUGCUAACUUCUUCCGCCUUCCCUCGAGUUUUCACAACACAUUCGAGGUCAGACUUCUGGGUUCAUGACUCCAUUGCUGUCUUGCCUCCAUUUCCCCACAAGUUUGCCCCCACCCCCACUUACCUGUCUGCAAUUUUUUUUUUUUUUUAAACUGGGAGAGAGCGCCCCUUCUGCACAGACACACCUGUCUAUUUCAGUCCGGGAGGACAGUUCUUCGAGAUUUCUGAACAAGCCUUACCAGGGGCUCCUGACUGAAAGGGGGGUUAGUGGGCUGCCCCACCAUUUGGAAAACAUAGGGCUUAUUGGGUUAUUAUUUUUUUAAUUAAAGUUGGUUUGAUUAAAAAGAAAGAAAAAAUCUUC
Messenger RNA from Neofelis nebulosa (Clouded leopard), 1591 nucleotides. RefSeq names its product forkhead box E3 (gene FOXE3). Bases 26 to 985 code for a protein of 319 amino acids. The record is from RefSeq and is a predicted model, not a curated record. The transcript has a single exon. NCBI's taxonomy places the organism in Eukaryota, Metazoa, Chordata, Mammalia, Carnivora, Felidae. Gene Ontology annotation, biological process: regulation of transcription by RNA polymerase II; anatomical structure morphogenesis; cell differentiation. Gene Ontology annotation, molecular function: DNA-binding transcription factor activity, RNA polymerase II-specific; RNA polymerase II cis-regulatory region sequence-specific DNA binding.